AUGGAUGACGACGAUGCAAUCAUGCACAAGUCCGCGGCGGCGCUGUCGUCCCCGGACGUCUUUACGGCCUUUCAAGCGAUGAAGACAUUGCUAGGUACAGUGAGGUUCACCGUUCAGUCGGACUGCGCUAUUUGGAUACGGAGUAUUGCGAUGCAGGUUCCACACCACGACUCUCUCGGGUUCAACUUCCAGCUGGUGCGGCGAUGGAUUGAGGACACGCAUACAGCUCCAGAUUAUGCAUCAUCUUCCUCGUCUGACGACGAUGACGAAGAGACGUCGAAUGUGUCGACAUGGACAUUCGAUACGCUCCUCGAGUUGCAACUCCCAUUCUUGCACCUAUGCAAGUCGGUCUGCCGCGAUGCAGCGUCGUACCAAGACUGCUGUGUGUACGAACUGGUGCGACUUGCACAUGCCUUCCUUCAUCAUGCGCAGUCUUACUCCGACCACAAACACGUUGUGACCUUGUCAUGGGCUCUUCCGUGGGUACCCAUAAUGAACUCGUCCUCCCCUUCGACGGCGACCCACGUGGAAAUCCUAUCGCUGCUCGUCACAAUCACAGACGAGCCUUCCGCGCAUAACAACCGAGCCUACGCCGCCAUGAUCCUGUCUGUUCUUGUGGCAUCGUAUCCUGCGUUGCUGUCCACGGCGCCGCCACCCAUUGUCGGCCACUGCGUCGGCGCGUCCAGUUUCACGGGGCAGGACCUUUCCCUUCCCUUUGCCCAUCAAUGGCUCCGGCUCCUCUUCCACGCCAUGCUUCAUCUCCCGUCGCUCCAUCGACAUGCGUGGCCACUUCCAUCAUGUGACCCCUCGACGUUUCGCCGCCAUGCCAUGGCCAUCCUCGCCGAAGAGGAUGACGUCCUCGUAGACGUGCUGUACCAUGCGCUCCGCCUGCCAAUCCCGUCUCCCUCCAUCGCUCGAGACUCCACGACAACUCAUACCCGAAACACAUCGUCGUUGCUGGCGUCAUUGUGGACGGAGCACAGUCCCGCGCAGUGGUUUGCCGACUUUUGCGGCCUUCUCGACCACGACCAUCUCGUUCUCAUCGAUCUCGUCACGUCCAACGAAACAAAUGCGCUGGCGUACAUCGUCGACAUGUUUCGAUACGUGUGCACCCACUGGGACCUGACUCGAGCCACGUGGUUGGACAUGGGCCGAUUGGACGACAUCGUGUCCAUGUUGACACAUUGCCGCGUUGAAUUGACUCGGCUGGAGCGGCAUGCCGUCGUCGGCUUCAACGUCGGCCCGCUCGUCCGGCGCCUCGUUGUGAUGGAGCAGUUGUUUGAUGGAGACGACGACCAAAGUGGGGGUGACGUGCACGAAUAAGAUAUAUUGGAUAAUAGUGUAAGAAGACAUAUUGGA
Messenger RNA from Aphanomyces astaci, 1359 nucleotides. RefSeq lists its product as hypothetical. The record is from RefSeq and is a predicted model, not a curated record. NCBI's taxonomy places the organism in Eukaryota, Oomycota, Saprolegniomycetes, Saprolegniales, Verrucalvaceae. Bases 1 to 1323 code for a protein of 440 amino acids. The transcript has 3 exons.